UUAACGGUUCCUCACGAAAUCCCCCCAAUUCAACCUUCUGUGCCAUUGAUUUUCUUUACUUUCUUGUUCAUUCUUUCUCCUAUCAUGAACACGCCUCAAGUACAUGUGCCUAGCUCCGACAACCCCGAGUCGACCAAUGCGCCCCCGAAUGAGAAUGUGCAAUCAACAACCGAGGUAGAGAUGGGAGGCACGCAAGACGAGAAUCAGAGUCAAGCAAACCAAGACAGUACAUUGCCUGAUGCGCAGCCAGAGCCUGAACCCCUGACAUCGACCAAGAAGAACUCUGGCUUCAAGUUUCUCGACUUUUUGGCUUCCCCCAUUGUGGAAAUAUUGGUUGGCCAGGGCGAACAUGAGACCACCUUGACCGCACACCAAACCCUCUUACUGGAGUCGCCAUUCCUCUCCGAGUUUGUCGACAAAUUCGAGGGAUCUGGUCCUCGGCGGAUCAGCCUCCCCGACGAGCAUGUCGAAGCCUUCGGCUGCUACCUCCAGUUUCAAUACACGCGCGAUUACUCCGUGAACCAAACCGAGAAUCCCUCCGGGUCACUUGAGCCAGAGGCAGCAGACGACAGUGGGGAUCAAUUACUUCGUCAUGCGCGCAUCUACACGUUAGCAGAGAAGCUGGGAUUGCCGGCCCUCAAGAGCUUGGCCCAUACCAAAAUCCACCGUGUCAACGGCACGCCUCGCGGAGAGCUGGCGUACGCACGCUACGUCUAUACCCACACCCCAGCGGACGAUAUUACAAUUCGGAAGCCUGUGGCUUCCUACUGGGCGUCUCGGAGCCAUGUCUUGAGGCACGAGGUCGAUGGAGACUUCAAGAAGCUUUGCCUGGAGGUGCCCGAAUUCGCUUUUGACGUCCUAACCCUUGUUCUGGACCGGAAAGAGAAGAGCAGCCAGUCCGAAGUGGAUUCGAGCGCCAAGGGUAGCGCAAGGAAGCGGCUUCGAAGUGGUGUUUGA
Messenger RNA from Penicillium alfredii, 957 nucleotides. RefSeq lists its product as uncharacterized. The annotation marks the transcript as partial. The record is from RefSeq and is a predicted model, not a curated record. The transcript has 3 exons. NCBI's taxonomy places the organism in Eukaryota, Fungi, Ascomycota, Eurotiomycetes, Eurotiales, Aspergillaceae.